This is a messenger RNA of Liolophura sinensis, 606 nucleotides long. Its product is annotated as galactose-3-O-sulfotransferase 2-like. Gene Ontology annotation, biological process: glycolipid biosynthetic process. The transcript has a single exon. Gene Ontology annotation, cellular component: membrane. Gene Ontology annotation, molecular function: galactosylceramide sulfotransferase activity. NCBI's taxonomy places the organism in Eukaryota, Metazoa, Mollusca, Polyplacophora, Chitonida, Chitonidae. The record is from RefSeq and is a predicted model, not a curated record. The coding region runs from base 1 to 606 and encodes 201 amino acids.
AUGUUGAUGAGAGAGUUUCUGAAAAACCCAGAGUUUUACGAGCCAGCGAUCUUUCAACGGGGAUCUUUAGCUGUCAACCGGAUGUCCUUUGACUUCGGCAUCCCUAAAUCCCAAUACAGGAACGCGAGUUUUGUGGACAACUACAUUAAAAUGGUGGACGAACAUAUGGAAUUUGUUUUGGUUGCUGAUCAUUUUGACGCGUCUCUGGUGAUUUUAAAACGAAAACUCUGUUGGUCAACUAAAGAUAUUCUGUAUGAAAUACAACAUAAGGGUAUGAAGCAAAAACCCGCCAUUCCUGAAGAUAUCAGACAACGCUUGAAAAAUCUUUCUCCAUCAGACUUUCAGCUUUACGAUUACUUUAGUAGGAAGUUUCAGCGAAUAGCGCAAGCUGAGCUUAACUUGUCGGAAGAGGUGAGCAUUUUCCAAGAAACAUUGAAAAAUGUGACUAGGUUCUGUGGCGCUCUGAGCAAAAGUGGACCUCAGUUCAAGCACUUUGAAAAGACGCAAUUUUCCCACGAAUUUAACAUCACUAAGUUGGACUGUGAUUAUCUUAGUUUUAAAGAAGAAGUAUUCAUAAAAUUGCUGUGGAAAAAUCAGGCGAUAUAA